AUGGACCAGAGUAUCAAGGCACUGCGGACCACGAUCGAGCGCAAGUUCAGCAUUGACACACGAAUAGAAUGGAACAAGAAGCGUACCACGGUCAUAGAAUUCUUCCUACGUAUCAACCCGCAAGCUAGCUUCCAGACCUGUCUCAACCUGCGUCAACCGAUGACAGGUCUGUGGCUGACCGAGAGCAACCCAACAUUCUGGCAGUGGAAAGACACCCCCAAUUCAAAGAUCUGGCUGAGUGGAAUUCCGGGCGCUGGAAAGACUAUUCUCUGCGGGUCUGUCAUCGAAGAGGUUCUCCAGGAGAGCAGCGCACAGGUCGCUGUAGCGUUCUACUUCUGCGACUACAAGAACGAAAGUAGCCAGCAAACGACCACCAUACUGUCUGUGCUUGGCGCACAGAUAGCUCAACAGAACGAUGAUGCAUUUACACAUCUGGAAAUGUAUUAUAAUGACCUGCAUCCCGAGAAAGGACUAAGCAGGGAACCAAGCACAGAUGACCUUUUGGACGUCAUUAAACAUAUGACCGCGUCAUAUGACAAGGUAUUCCUGGUCAUCGAUGGGUUAGACGAAUGCGGCGUCAAUGUUCGUCACGUAUUGCAUUCUCUCAAGUCGAUUAUACACACAUCUCCUGCCGUGACCGCGGCCCUCUUCAGCAGAGAUGAACCGGAAAUCCGAGAGGAGCUAGCGGGAGACUUCGGCCACAUAGAGAUCGCCGCUCACACUGAGGACCUGGAACUUUACGUCCGGGCCGAAAUGGAGAAACGGAAGCAGUUAAGCAAUCUAGCUGUGAAGAAUCCUACUCUUGAUGAGGAGAUACGCCGCACGCUCAUCAGCGGGGCUAAGGGAAUGUGA
This is a messenger RNA of Phaeoacremonium minimum UCRPA7, 852 nucleotides long. Its product is annotated as putative ankyrin repeat protein. Bases 1 to 852 code for a protein of 283 amino acids. Lineage: Eukaryota; Fungi; Ascomycota; Sordariomycetes; Togniniales; Togniniaceae. The transcript has a single exon. The record is from RefSeq and is a predicted model, not a curated record.